CCAGCAUGUAGCCGGAAGUCGCACGUGGGACGAUCUCGUGGCAUUGUUUGUUGACGCCAUAUUGACCUAUCGUCGGGAGAAGGAGAGAUUGAAUUGAAUGGGCGUAUAAGCCAACCAUGAGCGAUGAGGAUAGAGAAGUGGAAAUAGAAAGUGAUGAAGAAGACGACGAACUCGGGGGAUCAUUAAAUGAUGGGACUGCUACGCAGUUUAUGAGCCAGGCUGAAAAAAGGGCUCAUCAUAAUGCGUUGGAAAGAAAGCGCAGAGACCACAUUAAAGAUAGCUUUCACAGUCUCAGGGACUCUGUGCCAGCACUGCAAGGAGAAAAGGUAGGAUUGCAGGGGACAAGCCAGAAGGUAUCCAGAGCUCAAAUCCUUAAAAAGGCAGCUGACUACAUUUCAUUUAUGAGAAGAAAAAAUCAUAGCCAUCAACAAGAUAUAGAUGAUCUCAAAAAACAUAAUGCUAUUCUGGAGCAGCAAAUUAGGGCGUUGGAAAAAGCUAAAACUACAGGGCAGUUUGCAGUGUCAUCGGCUGUGAAUGCCCAAGCUGGAGCUUUUGAGGAGUCAGAAUCUGAAAGCUCCAUAGAUGGAGAAAUCAGUCAUGGACGCCGUAAAAAAUUAAAAACAUCAGAUUAACACCUGGAAUUCUUUAGUCAGCAGUGCAAGGAAGAAAUUGUGUAUGAUGAUCUGUCAAUCAGCAGUGCAUCUGUACUAGAGGAUUAAUUCGUUAAUUGGUGCAUGCAUGUCUGGAAGUUUUUAUAUCAUCUCAUGCUGUAUCAUUUCGCUGUGGAUCUGGGACGAACUAUUAAUAAAUGUUUAAACAUAAUGUGUGUUACACUGAUGGGAAUGAGUUGCCGUGAACAAAACUGAUUUUAAAAGGUAUCUCAUAUGAACCUCAUUACAGAUAUACGGACUAUUUAAAAAAUUGUUUUGUUUUUUUUUUCUCUUUUUUCUACAAAGAUAUAAAGACAUAUAUGUGAAAUGUACUAGACUUUUCAUUGUUUUAAAUCAUAUAACCAGUUACUUGUUUUUCUAAUCAUUUUACAUUAGGUUUAUUUUGUGUCUUAUAUGACAGGCUUUCGGAAUGGGAAGUGAACAUUAAGCCACUAGACACACAUAUUUUAUGUGCAGUUUUUACAGCCAGUAUAAAUAUCAAGUGCUACAAAAAUGCCACCACUUUACGUAUAUCAGUUAAAGGACUAAGAAUUAUUUGAAAUUUGUGAUAUUCCCAUGUUAUUAUCCCACCUAGAAGAUUUUUUAACAAAGAUGAAUAUUUUUCAGGGAGUAAGUGGCCCUUUAGAGUUAAAAAAAAACUACUGUUAGUAAUUAAGAUGUAAAAGACAAUAUGGACUCCACUGAAAUCCAACUCAUUAUUAUAAAAAACAGAUGUCGAAGUGUGUUGUUAACAUGUUAUAGCAGUUUACAUACAUCUUCAUUUUAUGCCUGUUACCCAUUCAUCAUUGUUUAAUGUCAUGUGUAGCAAUAAAUAUUAAUUCAUA
This is a messenger RNA of Magallana angulata, 1495 nucleotides long. Its product is annotated as protein max-like. NCBI's taxonomy places the organism in Eukaryota, Metazoa, Mollusca, Bivalvia, Ostreida, Ostreidae. Gene Ontology annotation, cellular component: RNA polymerase II transcription regulator complex. Gene Ontology annotation, molecular function: DNA-binding transcription factor activity; protein dimerization activity. Gene Ontology annotation, biological process: positive regulation of transcription by RNA polymerase II. The transcript is spliced from 5 exons. The record is from RefSeq and is a predicted model, not a curated record. Bases 117 to 632 code for a protein of 171 amino acids.